CACUCAUGAAGAUCAAAAAAGCCAAGACUUUUAGAAUAUCAAAUACGAUUUGUAGCUGGAAACUGCCUUGAUAUUUCUUUUGGAAAAAGACUAAUUAAACCCUUUUGCAUUUCUUUUUGGAAAUAAUCAUUCACGUUUUGCCAUAUGCUAUUCCCUUCGAUCCCGUUCAUACUUUCCAGGUCUUAGAACAUGGUUUCCUUCGAUACCGUCCAGCCAGGCUGGUGUGGGACCGGUCAAGAUGAUUCGUUUGGGCCAACAGUCAAAGGAUGUCGAGGAAAUUUCGACUUUACUCUUGUUUUUGAGGAAUCAAUCCUAUCACUAGCACCAUCUGCAUUCCUCCUGCUUCUCGUCCCUGCUCGUCUUGUACAACUUUGGGAAGCCAGAAGAAAGUUCGCCGUAGUUUUUGGCAGUUAUCGAAGUUAGUGAGUAACUUUCAGGGCUGAGAAUUCUCAUGGUUAAAUUAGUUGUCCAUGGCGAAAAAGCCACUAACGCUAAAAUUUCAGAUCAAUUGCAUUCUCUACCUUGUUCUCCAGAUUUUGCUUCUUGUACAAUGGAUUAGACCUGAUGCCAUUCGGACUCGGCUUUCGGUGGUGACGGCUGCAGUAACGGUCAUUGAAGCUAUUGCCAUUUUCAUUUUAUCUUUCGUGGACCACAAUCGUUCAGUUCGACCUUCCACGAUAUUACAAUUCUACCUGAGCCUAUCACUAUUAUUUGACAUUGUCAGGACCCGGACAAUAUGGCUUAUAAAUGAAGAUCACAUUCUUGCCGUAAUAUUUACCAUCUCGACAGUGUCGAAAAGUGCAAUGCUUUUGUUGGAGAUGAUCGAAAAAAGACGUUAUUUGGAACCUAUUUACAAAAGCCUACCAAGAGAGACCACAAGUGGUUUUGCAAAUAUAAGCGUUUUUUUGGUGGCUGAAUCGAGUUUUACGAGUUGGAGCAGGUAAGACUAUUGGACUUCAGGAUCUCGAUGAACUUGAAAAUGAGUUUCGCUCCGCUGCUCUUCAGGAAAGCCUCCAGUCAGAUUGGCUAGCAGGUAAGCUACAAGCAAACAAUUUACUUGGACCUCCCUGAUUUGAAGUAGUUGAAAACCCCAAAAGACAUACUCUGCUAUUUACGACAGCAAAAACUUUUCUUUGGCCAUUGCUUGCAGCCGUAUUCCCACGCUUAUGUGUGACUGGGUUUACAUACGCCCAACCUUUUUUAAUUAAUACAUUAAUCAACUAUAUAACAUCUUCGGACUUAGAUGCAAAUAAAAAUGAUGGCUAUGGUCUGAUUGGUGCAUAUAUACUGGUAUUCUUUUGUGCAGCUGUAAGAUUUCCUUCCCGUCAGAUACAAAUGACUGACAGGAUAUGAUCACAGAUUGCAUCAGGUUGGUACACAUAUGAAAACUUAAGAGCUGUUACCAAAAUUCGGGGUGGUCUUGUCACAAUCAUCUACUCAACUACGCAAAAUUUGCAUAGCACCGCAAUUAAAGAAGGCACAUCAUCGAGCUUAAUAAGCACUGAUGUAGAAAGAAUUGCUCAGUGCUUGCAACUAUUUCACAAUUUAUGGGUUACACCAUUAGAACUCGCAAUUGCCAUUUACUUGCUCGAGAGACAACUUGGAGCUGCUUGCGUCAUUCCAGUAAUUCUUGCCCUAGGUACGUGCUCAGUUUCUAACCCAUGUUUCGGAGACUGAUUGCGUAGCAGGUUGUUCUAGAAUUUCUAUGCUACUGUCUUCUAGAGUAGGAAGAAGUCAGGGAGUAUGGCUUGCUGCUAUUCAAGACCGGCUCAAAAUAAAAAGUUCAAUGCUUAGCUCGAUCAAAGAAAUAAAAAUGAACGGGUUAACUGAUCUGGUGUCUUCAACAAUCCAGCAUGUCCGUCUAGAAGAGAUUACGUCCUCGUUUCAAUACCGAAAACUUUGGUUUGGAGCAUAGUCAUUUGUGAGUAGUUCUGUACAAUAGAUGAUUGUAUGAUCCAAUAUCUGAUACAUUAUUAGCGGAUGUUACAAGUAUUAGGCCCUGUGGUAACCUUUGCGUUAUUCACUAUCAUCGGUCGUGUUAGGGGGGACCAGGGAUUAUUGGUCACGCAAGCCUUCACUUCCUUGACAGUGUUAUCAUUGAUCGGAUCGCCUUUGCUUAUACUGAUUCAAACAUUCCCGCAAAUGAUGUCUGCUAUUGGCUCCUUCACGCGCAUUCAAGAAUUCCUUAUAUCUGAGUGUCGAAAGGAUGAUAGGAUAUAUCUGCAAGACUCUCCUACCCACCAAACUUUCGUCUCAGCAAAUGUUUCUGUAGGAGCACAUUCUUCUCAGGUUGGUACCAUCGAAAUGAAGCCGCUGGUGAAAGCAAAAUCUAGCAUUAGCAAAGGCAUCGCGAUAUCAGUCGUAGAUGCAACAUUUGGAUGGACCCAAGGUGGUCAGGCAACGUUGGAAGAAAUAAAUAUUAUGAUACAAGCCAGCUCGUUAACAAUGAUAGUUGGGCCAGUAGGUUGUGGAAAGUCCACCCUGGUGAAAUCUUUCCUUGGUGAAACCAGAGUUUCAAAGGGGUUUGUCUAUGUUUCCUCACGGGAAAUGUCCUUCUGCGAUCAAUCCUCGUGGCUCUACAACGCAACUGCAAGACAAAACAUCAUUGGUGUCUAUGAUUUUGAGCCUCUUUGGUAUGAAACUGUAAUUAAUGCGUGUGCACUGCAAAAGGAUAUGUAUGAUCUACCGCUUGGUGAUCAGACUAUUCUAGAUAGUCGUGGAACAGCAAUUAGCGGUGGACAAAAACAGCGAAUAGUAAGAUCGGUUUGUCGCGAUAAAGUUCCAUGCUGACCUUUGCAGGUAAUUGCUAGAGCGAUCUACUCGCGAAAGAAGAUAGCAAUAUUUGAUGACGUGCUGACUGGACUAGAUGCUACGACAGAGGAGCACGUUUUCAAUAGUGUCCUUGGACCUGAAGGGCUUUUGAAUAAGCUGGGUACCACCGUCAUUCUAGUGACAAAUAAAUGUAAGACUACUCAAAUGGUUUAAGACUUAUACUGAUCGAUCAGUCCACCGACUUAGCAGUGCAAACUAUAUCAUUGCCAUUGGACAACGGCAGAAAGUACUAGAACAGGGAGACUUUACACAACUAAAGUCGGCUGGAGGUUAUAUGAGUAGGCUUUUGAGUCAGGAAGAACCCGAAAUAUCUGUCGAGAAGGAAAAUAUCAAGCCUAAAAGGGAAGCUACUAUCAAGAAAGAGACAGCAACCGCUAGCAGUACCGAACUUGAUAAUAGACGACGAAAGGGUGACCUCAGUAUUUACAAAUACUUCUGCAAUGCAUCCGGCCCCCGCAAUGUUGCACUUGCUUUAAGUAUGGCAGUGUUAAGUGCAUUCUGCGUGGUGUAUUCAAGUAAGCCCUCCGGAAUCUCGUCAGAUGCCAUAUAUAUAUUAACUUGGUGUAUAGCAUUUUGGCUGCAGAAAUGGGUGAAUGCUAAUCAACAGAGCCCAAAUGAAGAUGUCGCCAUGUAUUUAUGUGUCUACGCCUUACUUGGCGUAGCUGCUCUUGUGACGUUAUGGGGUUUUUCUUGGUGAGACGCUUUUCCCUAGUCGAGUAAAUAUAUAUAUGUAUGCUAACUAUCCAGGCAAAUUUUAUUGGUUGUCAUACCUCGCUCUGGAAAAGUUUUACAUCAGAAUAUGGUGAAAUCUACGCUUGAGUAAUCCGUGUCAUGAAUUAGUAGAUGAUGCGUAUUUUGCUAACUUCGUCCGCACAUCAGAGCACCUUUAUCAUUUUUAACCACCACUGAUGUUGGCACAACUAUGAAUCGGUAAAAAGUAUAUCCUAAAUUAGAAGGUUUCGAAGGCUGACUAUUUGUAGAUUUAGCCAAGAUAUGCAACUUAUUGACUCGAAUCUUCAAGUAUCGAGCAUCAACACCAUUGAAGGUACUUAUUCCUUGGUUCCUUAACAAUUUCAUAUGACUUAAAAAAUAUGUCACAAAAUGUUCGCUGAUACUUACAUGUCCCAGGUUUUGUCUUGACCAUCAUGCGGGCAAUCAUCGUAUGCAUCACUGCUAAGUAUUUUGCCGUAACAAUCCCAUUCGGACUUGCUGCGGUCUAUCUGAACCAAAGAUAUUACCUUUUCACAUCACGCCAACUGCGACUCCUUGACAUCGAAGCCAAAGCCCCGCUCUACUCGCAUUUUCUCGAGACUUUAGACGGACUCGCAAUGAUCCGAGCCUAUGGAUGGCAAAGUGCAUUACAGAAACAGAACCAUGAUCUGAUGGAUGCAGCACAGAAGCCAUUUUAUCUCUUAGCAUGUAUUCAGCGGUGGUUAGCAUUCGUGCUUGAUAUUCUGACUGCUGUGCUUGUGGUAAUUGUGGUGGUGUUUGCUGUGACGUUGAGGAGUUCGAUGACUGAUGGUGAUGUGGGUGUGGCGCUUGUUAAUAUCAUUAGUACGAAUCAGGCGCUUACAAUGCUUAUUAUUUCAUGGACGGGCUUGGAGACCGCGAUAGGCGCGGUGUCUAGAGCGCGAUCUUUCUCUCGUGAUACUCCGUCUGAGGUUCGACCAGAUGUUGAAGAGAUAGACUUGGAGGAAUGGCCAUCUUCUGGGGCCAUUUCUUUCGAGAAUGUGUCGGCUUCUUAUAGGUGAGCUUGUAUAUCACUGAGAGUUAUAUAUAUAUAUACUAAUCUUGAGAGGUAAAGUUCUGAUUCCCCUCCUAUUUUGAAAAACAUAAACAUGUCAAUCGCAAGUGGUGAAAAGAUUGGUGUUUGCGGAAGAACAGGAAGGUAAGUCAUAAUUCAUGAAACCAAACCCAUCUAUAUCCCAACUAACUCACCCCACAGUGGCAAGAGCUCACUAAUUCUCUGCCUCCUCCAAAUGCUUGAAAUCCAAUCCGGCACCCUCAAGAUAGACAAUAUAGAUUUAUCCUUUCUUCCCCGAGAAAUCGUACGGACCAAUCUCAACACCAUCUCCCAAGAUGCCGUCUUCAUCGAAGGCACAAUUCGUGUCAACCUAGAUCCUAAUUCUUGUGUCUCAGAUGACACUAUCAUUGCUGCUUUGAAGAAAGUCCAACUCUGGGAUUUGAUUCAGAGGCAAGGUAGUCUAGAUGCCAAAUCCACCAAUAUACAUCUUUCGCACGGACAAAAACAACUAUUUUGUCUCGCGCGAGCGCUGAUUCAGAAGGGUAAAAUUCUUCUUCUGGAUGAAGCUACAAGCAGGUAUUUCUCGACUCUCGUCACAUAUCGAUUAAUAUAUCUUGAAGUACUAGUGACCUAGCUAAUGAAUACGUACGUACGUAUAGUAUAGUAUUGACCCGGAAACUGCCAAGACGAUGCAAGAGCUUAUCCGUACAGAAUUCAAAAAUUGUACGAUUAUUUCUGUUGAUCAUGUGUUGAAGAAUAUUAUUGAUUUUGAUCGGAUUGCCGUUUUUGAUACUGGGGUUUUGGUGGAAUUUGAUACACCGGCGGAAUUGAUGGGGAGGGCUUCUCGGUUCAAGACGCUUUAUGAUCGAGGGACUUGGGAAGAUUUCGUGGAAAUAUGAUGAUAUAUAGUAGUUGUAGUAAUAGUAACUUCAUAAUCGGUCUGAUCUUGUCAAGAGUAGCAAAUGAGAAU
Messenger RNA from Sclerotinia trifoliorum, 5546 nucleotides. The record is from the annotation of a GenBank genome assembly. Lineage: Eukaryota; Fungi; Ascomycota; Leotiomycetes; Helotiales; Sclerotiniaceae.